This is a messenger RNA of Letharia columbiana, 357 nucleotides long. RefSeq lists its product as uncharacterized. Bases 1 to 357 code for a protein of 118 amino acids. NCBI's taxonomy places the organism in Eukaryota, Fungi, Ascomycota, Lecanoromycetes, Lecanorales, Parmeliaceae. The record is from RefSeq and is a predicted model, not a curated record. The transcript has 2 exons.
AUGAACACAGUCAACGCUCCCCAGCAGGACAACUGGGACAACAACAUCUAUCUCGUCAGCACAACACGUGUCCUCAUGGCCCUCGGAUUGACCUUUCUCAUCAGGAGUGUCUAUCAGCUUUUUCAGAGAAUGAGAUCAGCCGGUGCUAACGCGGGUGCUGCUGAGGCUGGAGCAGAGGACGCGAUUGGGAUUGACGUUGAGGCUCUCGCCCUGGGAGCGCUAGGGGAUGCAGCGGCGCUCAGCUCAGAGCCUGUGGGUGACAUCAACGAGACGCUUGAGAUCACUUUGCCGCCGCCAAUAUAUAGCCCGCAACCAAGGUCGCCGCGACGCCCGGUCUCGGCCCGUCGGCAGGAUUGA